This is a messenger RNA of Pestalotiopsis fici W106-1, 1326 nucleotides long. RefSeq lists its product as uncharacterized. Gene Ontology annotation, molecular function: feruloyl esterase activity. The coding region runs from base 1 to 1326 and encodes 441 amino acids. The record is from RefSeq and is a predicted model, not a curated record. Gene Ontology annotation, cellular component: extracellular region. NCBI's taxonomy places the organism in Eukaryota, Fungi, Ascomycota, Sordariomycetes, Amphisphaeriales, Sporocadaceae. The transcript has 2 exons.
AUGCUCUUCGGUCUGCUCCUCGCGGCCCUCCUGCCGGCUCUGGCGAAGUCCGCCUGCAGUUCCGGAUCGCCGCCCGCAUCCAAGGGCACGCGACACAAUGUUACCUUGUCGGGAGGUCGGACCUAUAUGUACUUUAUGCCGGAGAAGUAUGACCACUCGAAACCAAACCCAUUGAUCCUCUCCUUUCACGGCGCGAGCCGGACUGCAGAUUGGCAAGCCGACCUGGACCGGCUCACGGACCCGUACUUUAACAAGGACCAUGUCGUCGUCUAUCCCCAGGCUCUACAGUAUGGCUCAACCAGUAGCUACAUUUACUGGCAGGGCUCGCCCAAUGCAACGGCCAAUGACGUCGCCUACGUGGGCAAGGUGCUAGACGAGGUCGAGUCGGAGCUGUGCAUCGACACGUCCCGGGUCUACGCCACGGGCAAAUCGCAGGGCGGCGGCAUGGUCGGGGUCCUGGCGUGCGACACGGCAGCCUCGCAGCGCUUUGCCGCCUUUUCGCCCGUGUCGGGCGCCUUUUACACGACGGGCGCGGCCUCGUCCUUGACGUCGUGCGGCGACCCCAAGACGCUCGCCAUGACGUGCAAUCCGGGUCGGGACAAUAUCCCCCUGCUCGACUUCCACGGCGGCAACGACACGACCAUUUCCAUCCUGGGCGGCUUGCGCAAGGGCGGGUGCCUCCCCGACGUCCGGACCUGGGUCGCGAACUGGGCGCGGCGCGACGGUCUCUCGGCGUCGCCCUCGGCCACCGUGGCCAUCAACGGCUCCGCCGAGCUGUACCGGUACGGGUCCGGCGCCGACUCGGGGCUCGUCACCUUUGUCUAUGAUGGCGACCAUGUGAAUCACGACUGGCCGGCCACUUUUGCCAAUACCGAUAAUGAAGAUCACGGCAGUGGUCCCGCCACGUUUAAUGCGAGCACCAUGAUUAUGGAGUUUUUCAAGAAAUAUUCGCUACCCGAUGCCAAGGACGGAGAUGACGGAGAUGGCUGCAGCGAGCCAUCUUCUACUCUCGGCAACAGCAGCAGCAGCAGCACCGUCACGGCCAGCAGCUCGGGCAUAAAGACGGCAACCCUAUCCACGAUUACAAGCAUCACUUCAGCACAUGCAAACAGCACCAGCAGCACAUUUCCAACAAGCGCAACCAUCACUGCCAUCAUCAGCACCGGCCUCACAACCACAGAGGCAUCAACUGCUCUGCCAAGCAGUAGUAGUAGCACGGCAGGGCCUACUGCCUCGAGCGUGCCAGUUAGCGGCGCCAGUGUGGUUGGCCCAUUGAGCUUUUUCUGGAUGACCGCCGCGACCAUCAUGGCUUUUCUUUUGCACUGA